CGACCUGAAAGAGCUUCAUUGCGCCGCGAGACUCCCGCACGUUUACACGCGCACCGUUCAUUACUCCAGUUUUGUCUCGAGGACUCGACGCGCGUAAACGCGCGCGCACAUUCUUUUCUUGUUUUUAUUCUUAUUUUGUUUUGAUCUUGGAGAACAGUGUCUCACUCUCCAAGUUCUCUUUUUUAUUUUGAGUCGCCCGUGUUCAUCGUUCUGCGUGAAUAUGGAUACAAAUCAGGCGCCUCUUUCUCCGCCAGCCUCGCCCCAGUUGAAACAUAUAGAACCGCUGCAAUUAUCGUUCAGUGUUGCGGCUCUGCUGGGUGAGAAGCUUACAAACCAAUCGGCAAGAUCCAGGCGGAAAGACGAAGAGGACGCAGGUCCUGUUCUACCGCCUACCCCUCAGCCCUCCGACUCGGAGGAGGAUGAGCCACCCCGAAAGCGGCGGUGUGUCGAGCAAUGCGAGCUAGCCAAGUUGCUGCUAGACGGUACGCCGCCGCCGAGCCCAGAGCCAACUCGGGUUUCAGUAAUAAUGCGCGCCAAUCGAGAUGGUACCUGUAGUCCGGCCAAUCUCGCUGGGUGCCCCGCAACCGGCCAACUGGUACCACGUGAUUCAUUCGCGCGACAGUCGUCCAGUCCACGAGCGAACGUGCAAGCGAACGUAACGGGACCGGUGGAGAACGUGCUACGUAGCCUGAAGUUCAAGAUGAGCUUGCGUAAGGAGGAGAUCAUUGUGAAUAGCAAGAAUACCGAUCGUGAAAUCUGCCAACAGCAGCAAUAUCAACAACAGCAGCAAUAUCAACAGCAACAGCAACAAUUACCAAGAUUGCAACCCCUAGCGCCUAAACCCACAUCGAUUGUGGUAGCAAGCUUAUUGGGCUCGCCACUGGUCUUACCACGUACGCCUCUUUUGUUGGUCGCCAGCGCGACACCGACAAUGACCACUGCAACGACCACCACAACGAGCACGAGCGUGGCAGAGACGAGGCGACGCGUUUACGAAUGUGAGCACCCAGGCUGUGGCAAGAACUAUUUCAAGUCGUCGCACUUAAAGGCUCAUACUCGCACCCAUACCGGUGAGCGACCGUUUCCGUGCCCGUACAAGGAUUGUAGCCGCCGCUUCUCGCGCAGUGACGAACUGUCGCGGCACAAGCGCACCCACACUGGCGAGAAGAAGUUUGCAUGUGCCGUCUGUCAGAGGCGGUUCAUGAGGAGCGACCAUUUGGCGAAGCACGUGAAACGACACACUAGGGACAAGUCUUCCACGUCAACUUCCUCGAAUGGUCAGAUCGCCGCCUCUCAGAUGGCCCCGACGCCCCUGAGGGUGGUGCUGCCGGUGCUGGCACCGCGACUGACGCGACCCGUUCAACAUCUGAUACCGCCUCAAUUGGCUGCUUAAAGGAUGCACUCGCAAUUGUUAAAAUCGCGUUGCGAGUUGUAUUUUGCGCUUCGAACACGUGUGCCUUAAUCAGGAAACAAGAUCGAAUUGGAUUGGAUUUUGUUUCUAACAUAUGGACAUAAGGAAUGCUAGUGUAAAAAGAAAACUGGGUUGAUUCAAUAAUUUGGAAAAAUGUUAAAUACAAAAAGUGAAGUACCUAACAUUUUUACAAUAAAACUUGUAUCUAAGAUAUGAAAAAUGAAAAGUUUGAUCCAUCCCGAUAGAAUAUCAAUGGAAACAAAAACAUGACAGUGGACAUCGAUCUAUUGACAUUAAUCUGAUCAAUUGGAAGCAUAUGUGAUGAAGAAAACUUGGAUAUUUUAAGAUGGGAUUACUAGGAAGAAAAUAGAACAAAUUGAGCGAGGAGGAAGACUCUAGCGAGCUGUUAAAGGAGUGGAGCGAAGACAAGAGGCGAUGAUUGGUUCAUCGGGGAUUUCAUCAUCGUCCACAAACUAAGUACCUAAAUGUGUCUGUGAUCUGUGAAGAUUAGUGUGUCGUUCACUUGAGAGUUCUGCUAUCUCACGAAUCACUUGCGAAGAGUCAGAUUCGCAUUGGCAGCGAAUUCAGCCCUCAAUACGGCAGCACGCCUUUUCAGUUCGCGUUAAACAUAUCGAACAGUUGCAUUUAACGCUGCAUAUGAAUGGAACAUGAGAACAAAUUAAAAAUUUGUAAGGGUACGAUAAAAAAAUCGUUUGAUUCUUCGCUGGUCGGAGAUUCUUCGCAGGCAAUACAAAAAUAUAAAAAAUAUUUGAGACAUUAUAUCCGAUAUUUUCUCCAAUAUUUUUUCAAUUCAUUUUCGGUUUAUCUAUUGUUUAGCUUACUAUGGAUAUAGCCGCUCUCGGUAAAUGGAGUUUUCCAGCAUCGAGGUUGAGCGCGUUGACCGAGAGACAGAAAGAAAAAAAAAAUAUUUAUUUAUGAGACGAGACAUUAUUGAUUUAUGUAUAUAACGGUUAUAUGCAGGAUUCUAAGAUUUAUGAACGCAUUAACAAGACUAGUUGUACAUAUUGAAUAUGGAUAAUGUAGGAGCGGAUGCAAUAAUAAUGCCUCAGGAUGCAAUAAAAAUGUUAUCGAGUCUGUUGAUUUUUAAAAAUUAUUAUUGCCGUUUUUAUUUUACAUUUUCUCUAGCUAAUAUUGAAAUAUUAUUUUCUUUUUCUAGAGUUUAUUUAUGUUUUAUGGUCAUCAUUGUUGUAACUUAAAAUAUUGCAUUCGCUCCUGCGACCGCAGCAUGUAUAUAUGUAGAUAUAUGUAUUUGUUAAUAGUCAGGUGAAGAAACUUCACUUGGCGGCAUAAGACUUCAUUGUAUCGUUAAACUGUAUAAAAGUUUUUCUACAAUAAAAUAAAUUAUGUACUUUCGUAAA
This is a messenger RNA of Solenopsis invicta (red fire ant), 2790 nucleotides long. Its product is annotated as myc-associated zinc finger protein. NCBI's taxonomy places the organism in Eukaryota, Metazoa, Arthropoda, Insecta, Hymenoptera, Formicidae. The record is from RefSeq and is a predicted model, not a curated record. Gene Ontology annotation, biological process: regulation of transcription by RNA polymerase II. The transcript has 3 exons. The coding region runs from base 221 to 1393 and encodes 390 amino acids. Gene Ontology annotation, molecular function: RNA polymerase II cis-regulatory region sequence-specific DNA binding; DNA-binding transcription factor activity, RNA polymerase II-specific.